AUAAAUACCACCAUACUCUUAACACUAUUCAUAUUAACACUGCCCCUAAUAACACCCAUAUACCCAACCAUAAAAGCAAAAACAGCUGUAAAAAUAGCAUUUUUUACAUCAGUACCCCCAUUAAUCAUAUUUACCCUCCUAGACAUUGAAUCCAUCAUCACCAAUUUUCAUUGAUCUCACACAUCCACAUUUAACAUUAACAUAAGUUUUAAACUAGACCAAUACUCAAUAAUAUUCGUACCUAUCGCCCUCUACGUCACAUGAUCCAUUUUAGAAUUUACCAAUUGAUACAUAUCCACAGACCCAGACAUCCUAAAAUUCUUCAAGUACCUAUUAAUCUUCCUAGUGGCCAUAAUAAUCCUAGUGACAGCCAACAAUAUAUUCCAAUUUUUCAUUGGAUGAGAAGGAGUAGGAAUCAUAUCAUUCCUAUUAAUUGGAUGAUGACGAGGGCGAACAGAAGCAAACUCAUCAGCCCUACAGGCUAUCAUCUACAACCGCAUAGGAGACAUCGGACUAAUCCUCAGCAUAUCAUGAUUGGCAGUAAACACAAACACAUGGGAACUUCAACAGAUAUUCACCUGCACAAACCCCACCCCCCUACUCCCCCUACUUGGCCUAAUUCUAGCUGCAACUGGAAAAUCAGCCCAAUUUGGCCUCCACCCGUGAUUACCAGCAGCUAUAGAAGGUCCAACUCCAGUCUCAGCAUUACUACACUCCAGCACUAUAGUAAUUGCAGGUAUCUUCCUACUUAUCCGAAUACAUCCAAUCCUAACCACAAACAACUCAGCCCUAACAACCUGCCUCUGCUUAGGAGCUAUCACCACCCUAUUCACAGCAUUUUGCGCUCUAACCCAAAACGACAUCAAAAAAAUCAUUGCUUUCUCCACAUCAAGUCAAUUAGGCCUCAUAAUAGUAAGCAUUGGCCUAAACCAACCACAACUAGCUUUCCUACACAUCUCCAUACACGCUUUCUUUAAAGCCAUACUUUUCUUAUGCUCCGGCUCCAUUAUUCACAACCUCAACAACGAACAAGACAUCCGAAAAAUAGGAGGACUCCAUAAAUCCUUACCAAUUACCUCUUCAUGUCUAACCAUUGGUAGCCUAGCACUCACAGGCAUACCAUUCAUAACUGGAUUUUACUCCAAAGAUAUUAUUAUCGAAACCAUAAAUACAUCAUAUCUAAACGCCUGAGCCCUACUCCUAACACUAACCGCAACCUCAUUCACUGCAAUUUACAGUUUACGAAUCAUAACAUUCGUACAAACAGGACAACCCCGAUACCACUCCGCAAUAUUACUAAACGAAAACAACCCAACAAUCAUCAACCCAAUUACCCGCCUUGCCAUAGGCAGCAUUAUCGCCGGACUGAUCAUCUCAAUAAACAUUACACCUCUAAAAACCCAACCAACAACAAUACCAACGUACAUUAAAAUUGCAGCACUAGUAGUAACAAUCCUGGGCCUACUUCUAGCCCUGGAACUAACCAUAAUAACCAACAAAAUAACCCCAAAACCCUCAAACACCCACAACCUUUCCAAUUUACUAGCCUAUUUCAACACCCUAACCCACCGCUCACUCCCAAUUACCAACCUAAAAUUUAGCCAAAACAUCGCAACCCACUUAAUCGACCUAUCCUGAUACGAGAACAUCGGCCCAAAAGGACUAACUAAAUUACAAAUCACCCCAAUCACAAUAAUCUCAUCAUCGCAAAAAGGUCUUAUUAAAACCUAUAUAACCUCAUUCAUCAUAUCAAUCGCACUAAUCACACUACUAAUCACUAUAUCCUAA
Molecule: messenger RNA, 1788 nt
Organism: Gopherus evgoodei (Goodes thornscrub tortoise)
Lineage: Eukaryota; Metazoa; Chordata; Testudines; Testudinidae
Source: the annotation of a RefSeq genome assembly